Molecule: messenger RNA, 6215 nt
Organism: Hyla sarda
Lineage: Eukaryota; Metazoa; Chordata; Amphibia; Anura; Hylidae
Gene: ADGRF5
Product: adhesion G protein-coupled receptor F5
Exons: 21
Coding region: 445-4374 (1309 amino acids)
Biological process (GO): G protein-coupled receptor signaling pathway; cell surface receptor signaling pathway
Cellular component (GO): membrane
Molecular function (GO): G protein-coupled receptor activity
Source: RefSeq, a predicted model, not a curated record
UUCAGAUGCCCUCAGGGCCCCGGUGUGCCUGCAGUGUGCACCCUCUCAGGGGGUGAGGUGUAGGGUGGUGACAGUGAUGUCUCUGUGCGGACACUGACCCCUCCUCUCACCGGACCUGUAUAUCUGCCUCCUGGCUCCUUAUGGGCACAGACUCGAAAUGCCAUAAAAACAAGUUCUUCCACCUUAUUGAGGAGAACCGUGAGAGUGGUUGGUCGUGGUAGACGUCACAAGGAAGUACUGUCACUAAAAUAUGUAGUGAGGCUUCAGUCAGGUCCCAUCCACUCUCCGCAGGGACUUACUGAGACUUACGGGUUCCUUCUUCUACAGACUUUAUAUGGAUUAUUCCUAAAAACCAUGCACCUCCCUUCAGAGGAACUAGGGCAAGAACCACCAGAAGCCAUCAUAUAACCUCAGAGGAGUGAGAUUCCUUGCACCAGGAACAAGAUGCAUCUUCAGUGGAUAUUUCUCUUCUUGAUGGGGUCUUGUUGGAUAGGGCCAACUGAGGAGACGAUGGGGUUAUUGGACCUGUCAUCACUGACGCAUUUUAUGGUGCACGAGGACCACGACAUUGGAUCUGAUACAGUCAUAGAAAAAAGAUUGUCAAGAAGAAAGCGUGAUACCACCCUUUUGGAGUAUACAGCGGAUAUAGAGAUCAGCUUUCCGGACCCUUCGUUUGCAAACCUCAUAAAGCAGUUCCUAGCAACGAACCUGACGUUUCCCAUCAUGCUUGGCGCUAACGAUACUCAAAUUACAAGUAUCCAAGUAACAACAGCCUGUAACCAAACGGGAAGCAACGUGCAGUGUUCCUGUCAGAGCGGCUACAAAUGGCCGUCAGCUGUAUGUACGUCCUACAGUCCUUGUGCAGGAUCCAGCGCAAGCAGCAGUGACUGUAGCGGCAACUGUAUUCAAGGCACAAGUAUUCCAACUCAGUACUGUCAGCCACAACCAGUGUCUAUAAACCUCAGCCUAAGAAUUAAUGAAGUGUUCACGUCAGACUUUACCAACCCGACAUCAGCCAAAUACAUCGAAUAUAAGGAAAAACUGGAAGCUCAGUUGAACAAGAGUUAUCAAUCUCUCCCUGGAUUUGUAUCUGUCACUGUUACAGGCUUCAGGCCUGGGAGUAUUGUUGCGGAUUACACUCUUGUCACCGAGCCAACGUCUAGCACUGCCCUUACAACCGCCAACACCAACCUAGUAAAUAACUUACUAAACUUGGCAAAUAUCAGUGUGGACCCAUCAAUAAAAACUAUAAUAGCCGGCCAGAGUAUCAUCACAGUUAAUCUAAAAAAUAUUUUCAUCAAAGACAAUGUGGUCCUGACGUGCAGCGUGAACAUCUCCUCGUAUUCUAGUGUUUCCUGGUAUUUCAAUAGCACACAACGUAUUCAGGACACUUCAUAUACAACAAGCAGCACAGGCAACACCACACGAUCCAUCUUAACCAUCAAUGGCGUAUCGCAGAGCAAUGGCGGAAAAUAUACCUGCAUAAUAGAAGACAUUGCAAACUCGUACCAGUCGGAGCAGACUAUAGUUGUUCAGCCAUUGACUUUUACAGUCUUGAACACGAAUGUUGCCUGUAAUAGCAUCCCGGCUCCUAUACUUCAGUGCUGUACGCAAGGCUCAAGUACGGAUUUUAACCUGACCUGCAUGGGAGGGACAGUAGGAGCAGGAGUUGCAGUAAACCGCUCUCCCUGUUGGACGUACCAACUUACAAUAGAUCCGGCAACUUGUCCCAGUUCAACGUCUAAAACCUAUUCCUGCACGUGUUACACAGGAAAUGGGGCCAAUGAGAAGCUUGAUGUCAAUGUGAUAUAUCAACCUACAUAUGUUGCUACUGUGACUUCAAGUGUGAACAGUAUUUCAGAGGGAAAGACCUUGACCAUGUCCUGUAGUUGUACUGCCACCUCAGUGCAAAGUAUCAGCUGGUACUUACAAAAUACCCUCAUACCCAGCGACUACUAUAAAAAUGAUCUAACUGCUUGUAGAUCUACACUGACCAUCCCAGAUUCUAUACUGACUGUAGCCUGGACUGGAACUUACAGUUGCUCAGUGACCAAAGACAGCAGCAAUUUUGUGUCACCAGGCCGAACUAUCACUAUUGCUCGUCUCAUCAGAUCCAACCAGAUUAGCACAGCCCCAGUUGGGUCUCUCACUUACACAAGUGGACAAAAUAUUACUUUUCAAUGCUGCAUAGGUGAUACAUCAACAUACCCAGGAGCGGUUUUAAUUAUGACAACCAACUCGGGCUCUCCUAGCAGAACAGGUAUGAAUAAAGAAAACUCAUGUUUUAAAUAUUUGUACAUUGCUACAGAUAGAACCAAGGAUUUCACUGCUCAGUGCAACAUUACUAAUUCCAUUAAUGACACUGUUUUAAGUAACAUUAUGUCACUGAAAUAUUUGGAAGCUCCACAGUGCAGGAAUCCUGCGGGAAGCAUAGGUUCUAAAUAUCAAGUUUUAUGUAAGGAUGAGGAUUCAACAUUAACAGGAACGAAAACUCUCAUCUGUCAACAAAGUGGAAGUGAAACCAAAUGGGAAUCGGUAGCAAGUGAAUCAAAUUGUGUGUCUGCUGUUCUGGUCAACUUUCAGAAUACACUGAGCACUUUGACAAGCCCCACAUCUCAAGCAGCAGUUCAAGAUGUCCUUGUGAACUUAACUUCCACAGUAACUGCCAACCAAGAGAUCGUAACAAAACCUAAUAAUCUAGAAGCCGUGGUUAAGAUAUUAGGGCAGGCGGAAAAUGUUCUUGUCACAGUGGAGAAGCCGGUGAUGGAGAAUUUCCUUCAGACGGUCAACAUCGUCGUGGCAAAUACAACAACCUGGCAACAGGUUGAAAAUAAGACUGCUGCAAGUUCGAAUCUUCUCCAAUCUGUAGAAAGGUUUACAGAAAAGCUUGUGAUCACAGGACCAGUGGAAAUAAAAAAUAACACCAAUAUUCAAUUGACCGGCAACAUUAUAAGUAACUUGACAAAUGAUUACAAUGCAAAUUUUGACUUCAACCAAGCAAACAACUUGACUGGAAACGUCUUGAUUAAUAAAACAACCCUAAGUACCUUUCCAUCAAACACCACUGUGGUAAGCGUUGCCUAUGCUACAUUGAAGGAUAUUUUAGGCAGCACCAAUGAUACGUCCUCUAAAGAAGGGGUCAUCAAUGGUCUCGUCAUGACGACAACAGUGAAGGGCUAUACCAACAUCUCUAUUGCGAUGGACUUCAAAAAGAAUAACCAGUCGUUGAAUAAAACAACGUGUGUGUUUUGGAAUUUCAACAUAACGGACUGGGACAGUACCGGCUGCCAGCCUCAGUUCAACAAUGACAGCACAAUGGUAUCAUGUGCCUGUAGUCACCUGACCUCAUUCUCUGUUCUCAUGUCCACCGACAUCCCUCUUAAUCCAGAAAUAGAAAAAAUAUUGACGUAUAUUACAUAUUUUGGGUUGGGCAUCUCAAUUUUGAGUCUGGUCAUCUGCAUCAUAAUAGAGGCUACAAUUUGGAAAUCUGUAACCAAAAAUAAGACCUCUUACAUGCGUCAUCUCUGCAUCAUGAACAUCGCCGUGACGCUCCUGAUGGCCGACAUCUGGUUUAUCAUUGGUGGAGCUAUGAGUGACUCUAAAAAGGCAGAUGCUUGUGUGGCAGCAACUUUUUUCACGCACGUCUUUUACCUCUGCACCUUUUUCUGGAUGUUAACCAUGGGGCUCAUCCUCUUUUAUCGUCUUAUGUGUGUGUUCCAUGACUUAAGCAAGACGGUCAUGAUGGGAAUCUCCUUCUUCUUGGGUUACGGAUGUCCUAUUAUUAUUUCGGUGAUAACAGUAGCAGUCACCCAACCAAGAAAAAUAUACACUUCAGACCAGGCAUGCUGGCUCAGAGUGACAGAGAGCAGAGCGUUUCUUGCUUUUGUUGUUCCAGCACUGACUAUUUUACUAGUGAAUUUUAUUACGUUGUUUGUGGUGAUCAUAAAAGUCCUCAGACCUUCUGUAGGUGACCGGCCAAAAAAAGAGGAGAAGAGUUCCCUAAAUCAUAUUGCAAAAUGUAUAUUGAUCCUGACUCCACUUCUCGGACUCACCUGGGGCCUUGGAAUAGGAACACUUUUCAGCAACAACGAAGUGGUGCAUGGGAUCUUUUCAGCACUGAAUGCACUUCAGGGAUUGUCUAUUCUUCUGUUUGGAUGUUUGUUGGACAAAAAGGUACGGGAUGCAUUAUUGAGCCGAUUUUCAGUCUCCAGAUGGUCUUCCCAACAGACAAAGUCAACCAAUCUCAGUUCUUCAGAUCCUGUGUUUCCGAAAGGAGGUAUCAAUUUAUUUGGCAGAAAAGGUGUUUACAACAUUUCUAAUGCCCAAACCAGCUCAUCCAGUGAGAUGUCGAACUCUUACUCCCUGCUCAACUGAUCGCGGUGCAUGGCAGAAUAUAUUCACAUUGCAGAACUUUUCCGUCAUCGUUCUGUCUGUUCAGUCUACUGUAUGCACUUUAUUCCGUAUCAGCCAAGCCUGUCACUCCUAGUGCAUUGUAUCCAGGCUCACUAUGGCCCAGAGGCCGGAGCUAUUUUUUCCACGCAUUUACUGUAAUGAUGAACUUGUGAGACUACAGUACCUUACCGCGGCAUCCGCUUCUGCUCGUAGUUGUCCAUUUUAUCCCACUGUGGAGAACGGCACCAUGUGGAAUUCCGUUUCUAAAUAUGUAUGCAAUGGACUGAUGAUAUUACUGUAAAUACUAUUGUUCAGAUGUUAAGGACACAUUGGCAUCACAACCUCCUAUGUUUACAAAGAUGUAGCGGCAUCAUUGGUGAGGCUCAGGACUCAGUGGGAAUGCAACCCAAGGCAUAGUGAUAUCAGUGCACAAACGCAUGGUGACAUCAUUGGUUAUGAAUGCAGACCCCAGAAUUCAGAGUAUAAUGAGAUCAGUGAGAAGCCUAUCAAUGUACAGGGUUAUACCGACAUUACUAAGCCGCCUAAAACGAGACUUCAUGGAAAUACAACCCCAUAAUUCACAGCAGCACUGUUAGAUCACUGAGAGGACAUCCUCUAGUGAACAAAGCCAUCUGCAUCCUCUAGUGAACAAAGCCGUCUGCAUCCUCUAGUGAACAAAGCCGUCUGCAUCCUCUAGUGAACAAAUUCGUCUGCAUCCUCUAGUGAACAAAGUCGCAAUGAAUGUAAAAACACAAUAUUGUCAAAGAGUAUCAUCCAAUUUAAGUAACCACUGGAACUACAAGGAAAUACAAGGGUAAAACCACCAAUGGGGACUACAAAUGAAUAAAGAACUGCUGACAUCAUUGGGAUACAGCAUAUCCAUUCAAAUGGAACCAAUCACUUGGAUACAGUUGACAAAUUCACAUGGAACCAAAGACAUCACAGGGAGUUUAGUCAGUUAUUACAUCGUGUCAAUGGGAAUAAAACCAAGUAAUACAGGAGGAACCAGCGACAUCACUAACAAUUUAGGAGGAACCUAUGACAUCAUUGACGACGCACCUUGUCAAUGGAUACGGAACCGGUGACAUCACUGAGGACGCACUAUUUCUAUUUUUAUGUAACCAAUGACGUUGCUAAGAAUGCUGCCUAUCCUAUCCCUAGAAAACAAGUCAUUACAAAUACUGGGAUCAUUGAGGUCCCCGAAGCAUCUCGCUAAAGUGUCACUAAAUCUAAAUAGUCCAUGUAAAAGUUAAGAGGCAAAGAGCUGCAGACACCAUUGAAUAGCUGUUAGGGUAUAACGGGAAGUUCCACCUUUUCUGGAGAUGAUGGUGGUUGCUAAACCUAUAAAAUCGUCUUUUUAUUUCUGAGCAAAGGGUCAUGGAGGCGGGGUUUAUCUGCUCAAGUGCCAAAGCCUGGAAUGCCUUCUCACUUAGCCUCACCUCCCGGCCCCUCCUUGAAUGGUGUAAAGAGCACUGUACAUCAUAUAAGGGUGGGCUGGGAGGUGAGGGCAAGUGAGUAACUGGCUGUGGCACUUGAGCAGCUCAGCCCUGCCUCCUUGACACUUAGCUGAAGAAAAAAAAAAAGGCAAUUUCAUGAGUUUAUGCAACCACCAUCAUCUCCAGGAGGUAUACACUUUGUUUCUAUACCAGUUUUUAGUAACCAGGUGCCUCCAGCUAUUUCAAAACUACAACUCACAACAUGCCUUCGGCUGUCCGGGCAUGCUUGGAGCUGUAUUUUUGCAACAGCUGGAGGCACCCUGGUUGGGAAACACUGGUCUAACUGAUUAAAGGGGUACUCCGGUGGAAUUUUUUAUUUUUAAUCAA